AUGUUCCUCCUGCUCCCCUUUGACAGCCUAGUUGUCAAUCUCUUGGGAAUCUCCAUAACCGUCCUCUUCACUCUACUCCUGGUUUUCAUCAUUGUGCCAGCAAUUUUUGGAGUUUCCUUUGGCAUCCGCAAGGUUUACAUGAAAACAUUAUUGAAGAUUUUUCAGUGGGCGACACUGAGAAUAGAGCGUGGUGCCAAGGAGAAGAACCAUCCAUUAUACAAGCCCUAUGUCAAUGGUAUCAUUGCAAAGGAGCCAACAUCUCUGGAAGAGGAGAUCAAAGAGAUCCGUCGGAGCGGCAGCGGCAAAGACCUGGACACCCCUGAGUUUGAGCUCUCAGAUAUCUUCUAUUUCUGCCGCAAAGGCAUCGAGACCAUCAUGGAUGAUGAAGUGACCAAGAGGUUUUCAGCUGAAGAGCUGGAGUCCUGGAAUCUGCUCAGCAGGACCAACUACAACUUCCACUACAUCAGCCUGCGCCUCACUGUACUCUGGGGACUGGGUGUUGUCAUCCGCUACUGCUUCCUUCUGCCCCUCAGGAUAGCCCUGGCGUUCACUGGCAUCAGCUUGUUGGUGACUGGUACUACAGUGGUGGGAUAUUUGCCAAAUGGAAGGUGUAAGGAGUUCCUCAGCAAACACGUCCACCUGAUGUGUUACCGGAUCUGCGUGCGUGCCCUCACAGCCAUCAUCACCUACCAUGACCGAGAAAACAGACCCCGAAAUGGAGGCAUUUGCGUGGCCAAUCACACAUCCCCCAUUGAUGUGAUCAUCCUGGCCAGUGAUGGCUACUAUGCAAUGGUGGGUCAAAUCCACGGAGGGCUCAUGGGUGUGAUACAGAGAGCCAUGGUGAAAGCUUGCCCCCACGUCUGGUUUGAACGUUCUGAGGUCAAAGACCGUCACCUCGUUGCCAAAAGGCUCACAGAGCACGUCCAGGACAAGAGCAAACUGCCUAUUCUUAUCUUUCCGGAAGGAACCUGCAUCAACAACACGUCCGUGAUGAUGUUCAAAAAAGGGAGCUUUGAAAUUGGAGCCACAGUUUACCCUGUAGCCAUCAAGUAUGAUCCACAGUUUGGAGAUGCCUUUUGGAACAGCAGCAAGUAUGGCAUGGUGACCUACCUCCUUAGGAUGAUGACCAGCUGGGCCAUUGUGUGCAGUGUGUGGUACUUGCCCCCAAUGACCAGACAGUGUGAUGAGGAUGCUGUCCAGUUUGCCAAUCGAGUGAAGUCAGCUAUUGCCAGGCAGGGAGGCCUUGUAGAUCUGCUCUGGGAUGGAGGUCUGAAGAGGGAGAAGGUGAAAGAUACAUUCAAGGAGGAGCAACAGAAACUUUACAGCAAAAUGAUUGUAGGCAACCACGAAGACCGGAGCCGCUCCUGAGUCCUCUGUCUCCAGCACUGUCUCCAGAGCUCUGCCUCCAAAGUGAGCCAGGUCUUGUACAAAGCAGCUCCAUUUCUUUUGGACUUUGGCUACUCCAGAGCUGUUUGGACUUUCUCCUUCAUCUACUGGCUCUUCUUUCCAGGAGGCAUUAUUACUGCCUAAAGCCUUCAGGCCUUAGGCAACUCUUGGCACAGAUGCCUUCUUGUUACUGUUACAGUAAAGCCCCUUGCAGGGGCAAUAUUAAAUGAAACACUUCUGGUGUCA
Messenger RNA from Tympanuchus pallidicinctus (lesser prairie-chicken), 1632 nucleotides. RefSeq names its product glycerol-3-phosphate acyltransferase 4 (gene GPAT4). Gene Ontology annotation, cellular component: endoplasmic reticulum. The record is from RefSeq and is a predicted model, not a curated record. NCBI's taxonomy places the organism in Eukaryota, Metazoa, Chordata, Aves, Galliformes, Phasianidae. Gene Ontology annotation, molecular function: glycerol-3-phosphate O-acyltransferase activity. The transcript is spliced from 12 exons. Gene Ontology annotation, biological process: triglyceride biosynthetic process. Bases 1 to 1368 code for a protein of 455 amino acids.